GAGGUGUCGCGGGCGGCUCUGCAGCGGUCUCUUGAUGUGAAUUUUGGGGCUGUGCUUCAUGUCUCCCAGAUAGUUGCUCGGCAGAUGAUUGCACAGGGGGUGCCAGGGGCUAUUGUGAAUGUCUCCAGCCAGGCAUCGCAGCGUGCGCUGAGGGAUCACGCUGUCUACUGUUCCACAAAGAGUGCUUUAGAUAUGCUGAGCAAGGUAAUGGCAAUGGAACUGGGACCUCACAAGAUUAGGGUGAACACUGUGAACCCCACCGUGGUUAUGACUGACAUGGGGAGAAUUAACUGGAGUGACCCUCAGAAAGCUGCUGCCAUGAUUAACCGGAUUCCACUGGGAAAGUUUGCAGAGGUGGAUGAUGUGGUGAACAAAAACAAUGACAUAGACCAGUCUUGCUGA
Acanthisitta chloris (rifleman) is the source of this 402-nucleotide messenger RNA. RefSeq names its product dicarbonyl/L-xylulose reductase (gene DCXR). The annotation marks the transcript as partial. Gene Ontology annotation, biological process: xylulose metabolic process; glucose metabolic process. The transcript is spliced from 7 exons. Gene Ontology annotation, molecular function: L-xylulose reductase (NADPH) activity; carbonyl reductase (NADPH) activity. Lineage: Eukaryota; Metazoa; Chordata; Aves; Passeriformes; Acanthisittidae. The record is from RefSeq and is a predicted model, not a curated record.